AUGUUAUAAAAGCUCGCAAGGAUGGCUGAAGGGGUCGCACCUAGCCUGGACUUACAAGUACGUACGGGACACAAGCGUAGCCGAAGCGGUACUGAUCAUAACCACGUCUUCGUCUCGUUUAGAUCCGUCUCAACUCUAUCGUCUUUACGAUCCCGCAUCCCCGUCCGGCUCCUUAUCAAUUUCACCUUAUCGCGCACCCACCAUGCCGUCGAAAAUCUCCCGCGUCGACCCUCACUCCCUGACCGACCUCCCAUCCCGGGUCCACUACCUGAAGGAAUUCCUUCAAUUCACCGACGAGGACGGCGCCGCCAUCCAAUCCUCCGCCCCGCUUCUCAGCGCACUCCUCCCUACCAUCCUCGACACCGUAUACACUCACCUUCUCUCUUUCGACAUCACCGCCAGGGCAUUCGUACCCAAGCAGCCCGAGCAGAGCGGGGCUGGAGGGGCCGCCAGUGUGGAGGAGCUCUCGCUCGAACACCCCAAUAUCAAGCACCGCAAGGACUUCCUGGGGCAGUACUUCGUGAAGCUGGUGAGCAACAAGGAUUGGAGCGACGCGAGCCCCUUCUGGUGCUACCUCGACCUCGUCGGCGUGAUGCAUACCGGCGAGCCGGGCUUCAAGCAUCGCGCGAAGAGGCCCGAGCUGCGGGUCGAGUUCAUCCAUAUGGGUCUGCUGCUUGGGUGGGUCGAGGAUCUCGUUGCGGACGCGGUGCUCCAGGAGGCGAGCUUGGAUCUGCAGACGAAGGCGAAGGUGAUCCGGGCGUUUAACAAGCUGCUGUGGAUACAGAAUGACCUCUUCGCGAGGCAUUAUGUUGUCGACCCCGCAUCGGGGACACUCCCCAAAGGCUCCGAGGCAAAGAAGCUUUUGCUCUCUGCGUCUUCGGAUAACAAAACGCUAGCUAUCGCCGGCGGGGUCGCAGCAGCUGUCAGCGCUGCAGUUUGGCUCGUGCGCUCCUUGUGGUCGUAGGAUGAUACCUUGGAAGCUCUUGUCACUCUGUUAAUGUAUUAUAUCGACUGUGUAAUAUCCGUAUAGGUUACGAGCAGGCGCUUAUUUAUGGACGGAACUCACUACCGUUGGCUCAUCUUGCAGUCCCUGAAAUGAGUUGGCGGUUCG
Molecule: messenger RNA, 1111 nt
Organism: Gloeophyllum trabeum ATCC 11539
Lineage: Eukaryota; Fungi; Basidiomycota; Agaricomycetes; Gloeophyllales; Gloeophyllaceae
Exons: 2
Coding region: 203-964 (253 amino acids)
Molecular function (GO): heme binding; oxygen binding
Source: RefSeq, a predicted model, not a curated record